UUGAUGGAAACACUCUCAGGAAAGAACUACUUAUUUGCUGAGGUAGAGCAAAGGCUGAGGAAGGCUUUGCCAAUUUGCAGCUGGGAAAAGGAGCACCGAGAGAAAUCAGAGAUGAUCGAAACUUAGAGAGAGAGGUACCUGAAAUCUUGCAUAGUGUGGAAAGGAGCUAGGAUGGGAGACACAAGACUCCACAUCCUGACAGCUGUUUACAACACUGGAACUGAUUGCUUGUUCUCUUAUUAAAGCCAAGGAAAGAUAAAGCCAGACAGGGUUUGGCUUGGGACAAGUUUGUCUGCUCCUAAUAGACCUAGGUACCUCCUCGGAUUCCUUCUCUCCCAAUUUUAACUCUUGAUGCGUGCGAGAGAUCAGCUCUCUCCCUAGAGGACUGAGCCCCUGGUUGGAUUCUGCCACGUUCUCCAUCUCCAGGGGAAGAGCGAUUGUAGCAGCUUUGGGGUUUCGUCGUCCAGCAUUGAUGAAGGAAAAGAGAACUGAUGGGGGCUGGUCAUUAAGGAAGGGGUCCCAUCACUAAGCUGAGGAUGGGCAGACCCCAUUGAGCACCCUUUGAAUUGUGCACAAGGGUUUAAAUGACAGAAGGUGAAAUCUCCCAUUGAAAAGGAACAAACCCACAACCCCCCUCCUGGGCUUAUGUGCUGUCAGCUCUGGCCUGAGCUACAGUUGCCCUGAGCCAUUUGACUUUCUAGGUUUCAUAGUUGAGUGAAUUUUAAUUGAGAUCUGAAGACUUGGUGGGGGUGGGGUAAAAUUUUAAAGGCAGAGUUGGGGGGAAAUCUCCUAGUCAGUUUCCAUUUCUGAAAGCUCUGUGGGGCUGAGCAGACUGACUUCCCUCUUCCCCCGCUUUGCCUGAUCAAACUGCGACUGUGGAUCAGAAUUCGCAAACAAAUAGAUCCAUGUCGGUUCAAGGUAUCCAACUUGAACAGAGGAUCUCUCCAGAGACAAGCGCGUUGGCGCGUGCUGAUGAUUUGACAUCGUCUACCAGAGUGGAUCAUCUUCAACAGAAGUAACUUCAAUAAGAAAGAAAGAGAAGGGGGGUGGGGGAAGAGACAUCCAUAUUUAUUACUUCGUUUUGCUCCUGGAGAGUAUUCAGCCUCGACUCAACACCCCCUUCUAAAAAGAAGCCAAAAUGAGGGGCUGGAUCUGGCUACUUGUGGCAACUUUACUGUGCCAGCAGCUCUCUCUCUUUCGAGUGAUGGCAGCAAAGAGAGAGAGAAAGAAGAUGAAAGAGCCCAAUCAAUAUACAGAGCCCUUCAAUGCAACCCUGUCCAACAGUGAAGAACUGCACGGGCAUCCCAAGAUUCUAGAAUCUCCAGAUCCUCGAAUCACAGAUCCGCGGCGCACCUGGAUCUCAUUUGUACAUCGCCCGGACGAUGGCAACAACUCCAAAAGGAAAUGCAAAGGGAGAGACAAGAAAUUACGUGGCCUUGUUGGGCCCCCAGGGCCGCCGGGCCCCCAGGGACCUCCAGGAGCACCAGGGGCCGAAGUCACCCAGGAAGUCCUGCUGCAGGAGUUCAAGGAGAUACUAAAAGAAACCAUUGAACGGCGGGCAUCUCUGGCUAGCUCAGCCCAUCCCAGCCAACUGCCCCCGCUCCUGCUGUCACUGGAGGAGACCUCGCCCUACAAACGGGUGGAGGAAGCGUUCCACUGCAAACUGAAAGGGCAGGUCAUUGUGGACAAGAAGACCCUGGUCGAACUUCAGAACUUCCAGUCGCCUUUGGCCAAAGGAGCUUUCCUCCGGGGAUCAGGCUUGAACCUGGUGACUGGGCGCUUCACUGCAACUGUGUCUGGCAUCUACCAGUUUUCAGCCAACGUCCACAUCGAUCACAGCGAGCUGAAGAGCAAAGUGCAGCUCCGGGCCAGAGACAAUGUCCGUGUGCUGAUCUGCAUCGAAUCCCUCUGUCAUCGAUACACAUCUUUGGAAGUUAUUGCUGGUCUGGAAAGUAACAGCAAGAUCUUCACUGUUUAUGUGCAUGGGUUGCUACAGCUACAGGCUGGGCAAUACACCUCUAUAUUUGUCGACAACAGCGCAGGAGCCCCCAUCACCAUUCAGAAUGGAUCGGAUUUCAUGGGCAUGUUUAUGGGCGUCUAACCUGGAUCCCCACCACAGGUUGGGUGGGGAAGGACAUGACUCAAGGAGCCUUGCAACAUACAUCUGACUGAACAACCCUUUACUCUGACCCUAGAGGACUGCUCCGUUACCCAUUGGCGUCUAUUUUUAAUACAGUGAAGUAAAGAGCCUUUCCUUUUGCAGACACUCAACUUGCUUUUCAAAGGCUGCUGCUUUUAAAUGUCUACAUCAGUUCUGCCUACAAAUAUAUUUUAAAUAAUAAUAAUAAU
This is a messenger RNA of Chrysemys picta bellii (western painted turtle), 2349 nucleotides long. RefSeq names its product C1q and TNF related 12 (gene C1QTNF12). NCBI's taxonomy places the organism in Eukaryota, Metazoa, Chordata, Testudines, Emydidae. Gene Ontology annotation, biological process: positive regulation of D-glucose import across plasma membrane; positive regulation of insulin receptor signaling pathway; negative regulation of gluconeogenesis. Gene Ontology annotation, molecular function: hormone activity. The record is from RefSeq and is a predicted model, not a curated record.